This is a messenger RNA of Fonsecaea erecta, 594 nucleotides long. RefSeq lists its product as hypothetical. Lineage: Eukaryota; Fungi; Ascomycota; Eurotiomycetes; Chaetothyriales; Herpotrichiellaceae. Bases 1 to 594 code for a protein of 197 amino acids. The transcript has a single exon. The record is from RefSeq and is a predicted model, not a curated record.
AUGGAGGCCAACACGCCCCUGGACUGUCGCUCGACGGACCAGCAACUCCCUGACACAACCCAUUGCCAGAGGCAACGCUCUCAACCACAACAAGAAGAAGCGCAGUCAAGCUCCAAAGAGCCGACGACGCCAUUACAAUCAGAACAGAGCGACAAAGCCUCCUCCAACGCAAGACAGGCAAAGCUGUUAGCCUCGAUUGAGAAGUUAAAGUCCAACAUUUCCGCCACAGAGGCUCAGCUAUCCAUAAAGCUGAGAGAAAUCAGGCAACUAAAGUCAUUCCCGACCUCUACCUCGAAUGAAAACAACCAAGAAUCAAUUCAAUCCCCUUCCAUACAAACUUCAGCUCCAGCUGCUGCUGCUGCUGCUGCUGCUCAGAAUCAUGAAAACUCUUCUGGCUCUCCGUCGAUGUCCAAGGCAGACGAGAAAGCAGCCCUCGCUCAUGCUCACUCCAUCAUCAACAGGCACAUUUCGCUCUUGAAAUCAUACAACGAAAUCAAGGACAUCGCUAUGGGAAUGUUGAGCCUCAUUGCGGAGAAGGAAGGCAGGAGGCUCCAGGAUGUCAUGGAUGAACGGGGCGUCGAGGAGUAUGACUGA